Xyrauchen texanus (razorback sucker) is the source of this 1045-nucleotide messenger RNA. It is a transcript of the gene creg1, whose product is annotated as cellular repressor of E1A-stimulated genes 1. The transcript has 4 exons. The coding region runs from base 60 to 665 and encodes 201 amino acids. NCBI's taxonomy places the organism in Eukaryota, Metazoa, Chordata, Actinopteri, Cypriniformes, Catostomidae. The record is from RefSeq and is a predicted model, not a curated record.
UGAUCAUGUGACUGUGAUCAUAUAUGUUCAUGUGUGUUUAUGUGCAGUAAUAAUCAGUCAUGAGUCGCGUGUUCAUCGUGUUCUGUCUGGCGUUCAUACGCGUUCAGAGCGACGCGUUGAUUCCGCCGCAUGAGGAGGUCGCGCGCAUGGCUCGGUUCGUGAUCAAUAAGUGUGUUUGGGCUUCAAUGGCGACGAUCUCCACUCAUGACCCGGUCAAAGGUCAGCCGUUCUCCAACGUGUUCUCCAUCAGCGACGGACCCGCGGGGAACGGAACCGGGACACCGUACAUGUACCUGACGCGCAUGGAGAUAUCCGUGCAGGACUUACAGGUGAAUCCUCAGGCGUCUCUCUCCGUGUCUCUCGCUCAGACGGGUUACUGUAAACAUCACGGCUUCGAUCCUCAGAGUCCUCUGUGUGCUCACAUCAUUCUGUCUGGAUCUGUGGUGGAGGUGAACGGCUCAGAGGCGUCUGAUGCUAAAGUGUCUCUCUUCAGCAGACAUCCGGAGAUGAUCGACUGGCCCACUGAUCAUAACUGGUUCUUUGCCAAGAUGAACAUCUCUCAGGUGUGGGUUCUCGAUUACUUUGGUGGAGUGAAAACUGUGUCACCUGAGGAUUAUUACAGAGCCGCACCGUACAGAAAACCCCGCGGAAAUGACUCGCAAUAAUCUGAUGAAGAGAAAAUCAUCGUCAUCUCUGAUCCUCUGAUGAAUAAACGAAUGUUCAUUUUAUAACGUUCAGCUUGUGUUUACUGGCACUGAAGUGUGUGCGUGUGUGUGUGACUGUGUGUGCGUGUAAGUGUGUGUGCGCUCAUAAAUUCAGAACAUUGAUUAAACUGAUGUAAGCACAUUCUGUUGAUCGUGUUUUCUUAAUAAGUUUGCAGAAGAGACUCUCACAGUGCAAAUGCAAUUUUAGUAUUUUUAAUUGCUUCUCAAAAUUGCCAAAAGUGUUUAUUUUCCUGAUUUAAUCUGUUUAUAUUGAAGCUGUAGUGAGUAAUCAUUUCUAUAUUUGUAAAAGUGUGUUUGUGUGUGAAAUAAAUAUUUAUUCU